Messenger RNA from Dioscorea cayenensis subsp. rotundata (Guinea yam), 399 nucleotides. RefSeq names its product indole-3-acetic acid-induced protein ARG7-like. The record is from RefSeq and is a predicted model, not a curated record. Lineage: Eukaryota; Viridiplantae; Streptophyta; Magnoliopsida; Dioscoreales; Dioscoreaceae. The transcript has a single exon. Bases 1 to 399 code for a protein of 132 amino acids. Gene Ontology annotation, biological process: response to auxin.
AUGACAGGCCUGGUGAAGAAGUUUCUGGUGUGCGGUGCAAAGAGCUUUCGCAGCAUGUGCAGUGAUCGUGUAGAGCUGCCAGAAGGGCACAUAUGGGUUUGCGUGGGGAAGAGUGAUGAGGAAGUGAAGAGGUUUGAAGUGGAGACGCACUAUCUCAACCACCCUCUGUUCGAAGACCUGCUAAGCAUGUCGGUGCAAGAGUUGGGCUACUCCUACCAGGGUGCCCUCAGGAUCGCAUGCGAGGCCGACCUCUUCUUGCACCUCCUGGACCUGAUCAAAACCAGCCAUCCCUCCGUCCACUGCUUGGAGCUGCAUGAUCUCAUUCACAGGUUCCGCGCUGCAGGGACUGAUCAUGAAAAAUCCCCCAAAGCUGGAAAACCGCGCUCACCAUGGAUAUGA